Sceloporus undulatus (fence lizard) is the source of this 4696-nucleotide messenger RNA. It is a transcript of the gene KIF18A, whose product is annotated as kinesin family member 18A. Lineage: Eukaryota; Metazoa; Chordata; Lepidosauria; Squamata; Phrynosomatidae. The transcript has 15 exons. Gene Ontology annotation, molecular function: microtubule binding; microtubule motor activity; ATP binding. The record is from RefSeq and is a predicted model, not a curated record. Gene Ontology annotation, biological process: microtubule-based movement. Bases 244 to 2724 code for a protein of 826 amino acids.
CCGCUUAGGCCAAAAGGCAUCCCCACCAACCCAACCGCCGCCGCAGCCGUAUUAGCGUCUGGGAGACGUUUGUGACGUCAUCCAGGCCCUAGCCAAUCAGAAGGCGAGGAACCCCAAUCCGCUCACGUUUGAAUUUGGUGGCUGGCGAAACCGAUCGAGCUCAGAGGACUAGGCGCUGAAUGAGGAAAGCAAGAGGGUCCGAGGCGAAGAAGCUGGAUUUACCUUACAUGAGAAGUGUUCAUAAUGUCUACUACCAUUCAAGAAGAUGUCUGCAGUCAUGUGAAGGUAGUGGUCCGUGUUCGUCCAGAGAGUCAGAAGGAGAGAGAUGGCAACUUUGUCAAAGUGCUCCAGGUUGUCGAUAAGCAUAUUUUGGUCUUUGAUCCCAAAGUGGAGGAAGUCAGUUUUUUUCAUGGAAAGAAACAACCGUACCGUGAUUUGAACAAAAGACAAAAUAAGGAUCUGAAAUUUAUGUUUGAUGCUGUCUUUGGGGAAGAUUCUUCACAGCUGGAAGUCUUCAAAGAAACUACCAAAACAGUACUGGACGGCUUUUUAAAUGGCUAUAAUUGCACAGUGCUUGCAUAUGGUGCAACAGGAGCCGGAAAGACUCACACGAUGCUGGGCUCCCCUGAGAAUCCUGGAGUGAUGUACCUGACCAUGAUGGAACUUUACAAUUCAAUUGAGCAAAUGAAGGAGGAAAAGCACUGUGCUAUUGCAGUAUCCUACCUUGAGGUCUACAAUGAGCAGAUACAUGAUUUACUUGUAAAUUCAGGAGCAUUGGCAGUUCGAGAAGAUCCUCAGAAAGGUGUCGUGGUUCAGGGAUUAACUUUGCAUCAGCCCAAAUCUGCAGCGGAGAUCUUGCAAAUGUUGGAUUAUGGAAACAAAAACAGAACACAACAUCCCACUGAUGUGAAUGCCUCCUCAUCUCGGUCCCAUGCUGUCUUUCAGAUUUAUCUGAGGCAACAGGAUAAGACAGCGAGUAUUAAUCAAAAUGUUCGUAUUGCCAAAAUGUGUCUCAUUGACCUGGCAGGAUCUGAACGUGCCAGUGCCACAAAGGCCAAAGGAGCUCGCUUCAGAGAGGGGGCAAAUAUUAAUCGCUCAUUGUUAGCUCUUGGCAAUGUCAUUAAUGCUCUUGCAGAUCCAAAGAGUAAGAAACAGCACAUUCCUUAUCGGAACAGUAAGCUUACUCGUCUAUUGAAGGAUUCUCUUGGUGGAAACUGUCGUACUAUAAUUAUAGCUGCUGUUAGUCCUUCUUCUCUCUUCUAUGAUGACACAUAUAACACUCUUAAGUAUGCCAGCCGAGCCAAGGAUAUCAAAUCUUCUCUGAAGAGCAAUGUUGUCAGUCUGGACAGCCAUAUAAGUCAGUAUGUGAAGAUCUGUGAGGAACAAAAGAAGGAGAUUGAAACGCUGAAAGAAAAGCUGAGAGCAUAUGAGCUGAGUAAAGUGUGUGCUCCCAUUAAUCAUGAGACAGACAAAUUUACAACUCAACAACAGGUGGAGAUAUCAAGAAUGGCUAUAUACAUGUUUAAUAUAAAAUCAAUUCUCUUGAAGGAGCUUUGUAAAGAUCUGCAGUGCUACCAUUUGAAGUUAGAAGUUAAAGAUCUGAAAAGGCAGAUUAACUAUAUGAGGACUCUAGCAUCCUUACAAGAGCAGCAAUACAGACAGACAGAAAAAAUGCUAAGUGCCGCUCUUCCAGUUCUAAGAAAGCAAUAUGUUAAUCUCAAAAAUGCAGGAUUAGCAAAUGGUGUCACUGAAGAUGACUUCAGGGAGUUUGAACAGCUAAUUCAUAGAGAGAAAGCUGUAGUUUGGGCUGAUCAGAUGGGUGAGGAAGAACCAAAACAAAAUGAUCAGCCAAUGAUGUCUGCUGUCAUGGCAUUUCCGGAACUUGUGAGCUAUCAGAAUACUCCUUGCCGUACACCCUCAGACAUCUCAUCAGACAAAAUCAAGCUACGUGUACAACACAAGAUAGAAGAUGGAGUACCUCCUAACAAAAGAACGAGGCGGAAACUGAUGGAAUCUCCUCUGACAGAGCAAACUCCAAACCGUUCCAGUCAGCUGAGCCCUAAUCACCUGGGGGACUCUAUCAGCAAAGCACUCCAUCCCAUUGUAUAUACACCUGAGGCCUGUAGGAACCCUGUCAAGAAUUUGUAUACAAAAACUGUAGUAAAGUCAGCACUGCAUAUCACAAGCCUUCAAGAAACAAACAGCUGUACUGAACAAGGGCAAGAACCAUUAAAACAAGACAGCCCCAGGGACAUUACGCACCACAAGACUUCUGAGAGCCACUUAAACACAACGGUUACUCUUUAUGAAAGUAAUGACAAUAGUACAGAUUACCCUUCAGACGUAUCCAGAAACAACUCACAGCCAAGUAACAGUAGCAGUGUUUUACAAAGACUUGGCCUUCCUUCACUGUUAAAUAGACAACCAGGCCCCAUACACGAGAAGCCAUCUUAUAUGGCAAUGACAUCUGCUGCAGAGAGGAAAAGGAAAAUGUUAAGUUCCUCAUUGAGCAUUGGGUUAAAACACCACCAAGGUCCUACAGCUGCAAAACGUAUUAGACAAGAUGUCAUGUUAAGUAACAAACCUCUAAGAGUACCUAAAGACACAGGAAUUAGAACAAGAAGCUGGAAGCAACACAAUGCACUAAGAAGGCCUGUCAAAAGUAAUUUCAAAGAAAAUGUAGCUGUAGACAUAAAACCAGGGGCAUCAAAAACUGCAUUUUGAAUGGCUCAUUUCAGUUGAAAUUAAACAUUACUCUGUACAGAUUUAAUUUAUUAACAAGGGGGUAAGACAUGGACUUACCACUUUUCCUUUGUCUGUUUCCCCCUUAUCUGGGUGGUACUCCUUGGGAUAACAUAUUGCACUAAAAUGCUGCUUGAGAAAGCAUGUAAAAUAAAACUAACCAUUUUAAUAUACAAACAGUUUGGACAACAUGUCUGGACUUAUGGUUCACUAGCUAUUCUUACAUAUUUGGAAACCUUAUUAAACAUAACAAAUAUCACAUUAAAUUCUCUUCCUGUCAGUAUAUUUCAGCAAAAUAUCUCAUAAUAAGCAUGAUGUUGAAGGGCUAAAUACAUUGCUUGACUAGAAAUAUCCUAUUGAAUCCAUGGGAAAUAUGCGUUGACUUAUCAAGUUCCCACUGAUUCAUGGGUUGUAUUAUGUGGGGUUAUGGGUUGGGAUUUAUUAAUAAUAAUAAUUUGUCCCAAAAGGUUUAGGUUCCACUAUAGAAGAUGAAGGCAUCCUUGUAUUUUUCCUUUUAACAAGUGAGCAACUUCUUAUAUGUGUUUUCGGAAUGCAUGCUGACCUGUUAUUGCUGGGGUUGGGAAAAGCCCAAUCUGUAAACUGCUCUUCAAAGAGGAGAUCAUAGCCAUCUAUUUCAUGUUCUGUUAAAUUGGUUUGACUAGGAUUCCUAUUGAUCCAUCUUUCCUUUUUCAGUUUUUAAAAAAUCUAUUUCUGUUCAUUUCUAUUCUGUAACCUUGUUUCAUGUCUUUUUGUUCAUUUUAAUUAUUCUUAUCACACACAGAAUGUGCAAGAUAAGAUAAAGUGUUUUUAAAGAGUAAAAUGGUAGCUAGUGUUUAGUUUCCAACCUUUUACUUGACUUCCUGAGCAACUUGAAUGGAAAAUAUAUCAUUUAGCAUUAUUCUUUGUACUAGUCCCUCUAGGUCUCUCUCUCUCUCUCUCUCUCUGUCUGUGUGUGUGUGUGUGUGUUGGAGAGAGAGAGAGAGAGAGAUUAAUGAUUCUAAUUGUAAAUAAAGCCUUAAUAACCUAAACACAUUUACUGCCAUCCACCUGUAUCUUCAUCUUUCUGACUCCUAGAAUUACUAUGCUUUAAUAUUCAUUUGGUAUCACACUUUGGAUAUUAAAAAUUCUUGCCUCUAAUAUAGACAUGCAAGUCCUAGAGAGAAGGUAAGAUUUCUCCCAUCAGUUAAAGUUGGUCAAGGGAAUGUAUGCUUUCUUCUCCCAUUCAUUUUUGUGUUAGGAUAGCCUAAUUCAGCUUUAUUCCAAGUUAACUAAUAAAUCUGAUGCAUAGCCUGUUCAUUAUACUUCAGUAGAACAGGAGAGGCAAAACUGCUUAAAAGUUAGUAGUCCUUAAGGGAGGCCAUUUAUUGAUGCAGAAAGUUCUCAUCUGUUUGACGCUUUAGAAAGUCAAAGAAAACAGAAAUAUGCUUGCUUAAUGACUCUUUUAGGGACUCUGGAUCAUCCUGAGGAGAGCAUUCUGUAACCAGGGCAGACCUUCUCAUUACAGUCUGUUGCACCUCAAAGGUUUGGACAAAACAAAGAGUCAGGCUUAUGUGGAAAUAUAUAGUAUUUCAGGCACGCAGGUCCUAAAGUCAUACAAGCCUUUAAAGAAAUACACCAGCAAUCAGAACUUAGUCCAGAGAUGGACCCAGAGCUAAUGGAGUUAUUUAAGCAGUGAUGAGAUGUGAACUCAACACCUACUUCAACAGUAUCAUUGCAACAUUAAUAUUGUUCUGAGAUUCUUCAAAGGCAGCUCCAUGUUACAUGCAUUGCAGUAGUCUGAAGGAUAUGGAUCAUGGAUAAGAGUGUAGGCUAUCUCUCUUCAGAUAGAGUUGUCGUUCAUCAACCAGUGAAAGGCAGUCGGAGCCAUAUCAGGCCCUGAUCAUAUUGCUAGAUCAAAGCACAGCAAAUCUAUUUCAAGGACAGAGCAACCCCAUUCAAAACCAACACCAACAUC